GCGAUGGGCUGAGGGAGACACCCAUCCAGUGACACUGUUUACAUCCUACGCUUCUAAUCUUUUGUGGAUGUGUAGAGGCUUCAGUGAAAUUUUGGAAUAGGCAAUGGCAGGAGCAAAUAAUAUACCUCGUGAGGUUCAGGAUAGCAUACGCGAUGUACUGGAUCAAAGGAUUAAGAUAUGUGUCAAACGCAUGGUGAAACAAGAAGUUCGUGCAGACAAGUUCGAAAAUCGUGUAUUGGCUUUUACACCAUGCAGACUGUAUGUAUUGGCAUCCAAAGUUCCAUCCAGGGUGGAACACAAUUUUCACUUUCUCGAUUUUCAAGCCUUGGAAAGCAAGAAACCCAAUCAGUUAGCCAUUACAGUGGAUGGAAAAGUGUAUUCUUUCACAACUCUGGAGGCAGACACAGAAGAGGUCAACCACAUGAUAACCCAUAUUGGGGUUUCACUGAAACACAUCUUCCCAGCCUUUCCUUUAGAGAGACUGAUCAUAAAAGUUGAAGUGUUGCCCCCAGAACGUCUCCGAACCAUGCAUGAGAUGAUUCGAGACAUUGAAAAUCGUGAAGUGGGACCUUGUGGAGGGUUUACAACCAUGUAUGCAUGCAUGUGUGAUUACUACAGUCUUCCAUAUAGAGAGGAAGUUGCUUGGGAUGUGGACACAAUCUACCUUUCCCAGGAUUCCCGAGAACUGUGCCUACGAGACUUUGAUCACUUAAAAGAAAAAGAUCUUAUUCCCAUCAUAGGUGCUUUGGAACAUAACACUUGGUUUACCGGCAUAAAUGUGAAUAGUAUUAAGUUGACUCCAGAGAUGGCCAAUGAGAUUGUGAAAGUGAUGCGUCGAAAUGCGUUCAUAGAGGAAUUAAAAUUUUCCAACACUGGUGUUAAAGUUGACUUUGUACAGAAGUUGUCCACAGCCAUACUUUCUAACAGUGGGACCCAGCUUGGACUGCUUGAUCUCUCAGGCAAUACUAUUGAAGAUAGAGGAGCUACAUCAUUGAUGGGGACAUUGAAGAGCUUGUCCAGAGGCUUGAAUUACCUUGACCUUUCUCGCACUGGGUUAACAACAAAGUGCAUUGCAAAGAUCGCAGAAACACUGUCACAGAGCCAGACUCUUCUAACAUCACUCAGAACACUGAAAUUUGCAGAUAAUGGACAGAAAGGGGAAGAUUUUUCUAGUGUCUACAGCUUCUUGGCCCAGCCUAACAAUCUGACAACUUUAGACCUGUCAGGCACAGAUUGUGCAAUGGAUAAUCUCUGUAGCCCUCUGAUACAUGGAUGUCCCCAUCUUACUGCACUCAGCCUUGCUGGGACUGUGUUCACUCAAAAGAAAACUAAGGAAGUGUUAGUUCCAGUGUCAUGGAAACAGUAUUUCGCCAGUGCUUGCAGUCUGCAGAAAUUGGAUCUUUCAGCAACUAGACUACCUCCAGAGGCUCUUAAGGAACUCCUGCUUGGUUUGGCAAGCAAUCCUCACAUCCGCAAUGUUGAGCUUGACCUCAGCAGCAACGAGCUCGGCAGUGCAGGGGCUCAUGUGAUUGGGGGCUGCAUAGCCAACAUUACUUCCCUUGCUCGCUUAGACCUCAGCAACAACAAUUUUGACACAGAUCUGAGAGUGAUCUUGCCAGAAAUUGCCAAAAACAGGCACCUGAAGCAUUUAUCCAUUGGAAGGAACUUUAGCAUGAUCAAACCCAAAUACAUGAUGCACAUUAUGGAUGGUCUGGUACAACUCAUUCAGGAAGAUGCAUCAGUUCUGGAAUCUUUGUCCUUGGCUGAAUCUAAACUGAAGCAUGAUUUAACUUUUGUCAUCAAUGCUUUGGGUAGCAACACAUCACUGCAAGAAAUUGACAUCAGUGGAAACAAUAUAGGAGACUUUGGUGCACGAAUGCUGUGUAAAGCACUCCAAAUCAACACUCAUCUACAGGCAGUGGUAUGGGACAAAAAUGGAGUCACAGCUCAGGGAUUUGAAGAUAUUGCUGAAGCAUUGGAAAAAAAUUUCACAAUGAAGCGGAUGCCAUUUCCUGUAAAUGAUGCUGCGGCUGCCAUGAGAUUGCAGCCAGAACGGACAGAGGCUGCUUUACAGAAGGUUGAGAGACUGCUGCAGCGUAACCAUAGCCCUCGCAAGUUUGCAUCAGAUCAGCAAUAUCGUUUGCAACAGGGAUUCCUCAUCAGUUCCACACAGCAGAUGGUAGAUCGUCUCUGUGUACAAGUGCAAGAUGAAAUUAACGCCCUCACUGUGAACAAUUCUGAAACUCUGAAGGAAGAGCUUGAUCAAGCAAGCAAAGUUAUUAAAGAUGCUGACAACUCAAAACAGCUGCUGCCCAGACUUCAGGUGGUAGGAGUUCAGAUGUUGGACUCUGGAGACACAGUGGAGACUACACUUCAAACCAUGGCAGAGAGUCUCAAAACUGUCAUGGAACAGAUUAUUCAGAAAACUGUAGAAGACAUGCUGAAGUGUACACUAAAUCACUGUGCUGGAAUUAUGGCUGAUAAAGAUUUUGCAAAAGAACUAGAAGCUGAGUGUAGAGCCAAAAGCACUCUUCCACGAGAAUUUGCCAAACUGCUGUUGAAUGGUGUGAGCACAGAUGUCUUCAACAAAUUGAAUGAAUUAAACCUUGGUGUGGCAGCACAUAUAUCUGACAGUGUUAUUGACGAAGUCAUCAGCAAACUUUCAGAUAGCCACAAAAGCCUGACUAAUCACUUGAACCUUACCAAGAGUCGACGCUUUCAAGAUUCAGCACAGGCUGUGGACCAGCCUGAAAAGACAGACACAGAUAAUGAGAAGGAAAAAGAUGAGAGAAAUGCAGGUCGUGGUGUGGAAAUGCGACCUCGCAUAAACAGCCAGCCAUUUUAUAUGCUGCCAUCGGAAUUUUAUAGUGGCAUGAAGAGUGUGAAGAACACCCUGGAAGCCAUCAUGAAAGGGUUUGUGGUGAGAGGGUUGACACAUACACACAUGGGAACACCAAAACUUUCAACAAAGCGCAAGAGUGUAUAUUCACGAAAACUUCGACCUCAGUCAACCAUUGAUUGUGGCAAUGCAUCUAAACAGCUUGACUCUGGUAGCCUGGCAGAGACUUUGGAAGAAACUCUUUGCGAAAGUAGGCUGAGCAUGCAUGAAGAAGCAGAUGAAGAUCAAGAUUCCAGGCCUUGUCCACCAAGGCUGGAAAAGGUUACAGAGAUUCAGAACAGAGAUUUGGCAAAAGGUUCCUUUGAGGCCCUUGACAAUUUACCGGAACUGCCAGUGCAGAAACUGGAACAUCUGAACAAGGCACGACCUAAGAGAAACAAAUCUCGAGCCCCUACACGUCCAGUGGCACCAGGAAUAGACACACCUGAUGAAAUCUCUGAUGAUGGAAUCAAUGCAUUCUAUGAUACAAAGAGAACCAGUCCUGAAGACGUGAUCAAGGAUACAUUUGUGGCCACUUUACAAGUGGAAGAUAGCAGCAGCAAGGUUGAGAAAAAGAAGGGAUCACCAUUGGCUAAAACCAAGCCUCAAAAGGGACAGGGAAAAGACGAUAAAGAAAAGGAAAAGAAAGACAAAGGGUCAUUUUCUGGUAUCAGUAAUUUCUUUCGCAAAGGCCCCAGUAAGGUAGAAGCGCGGGAGAAAAAGCAAGAACUUCCAAGAACACAGGAAAAUACAAGAGUGUACUCAAGAACAAGCAAAACAAUUUUAGACAAAAAAGACAGUCCUGAUUCAGCACACGUCCCAGCAACACAGUCAGCAAAGACAGAGAGCAAGACAAUGUUGGAAUCACCUAGAGUGUUGUUGCCACCAAAAGUGUCUGAAGACAUCAUAAAUCUUGACCCCAAGACUGAUGCCAGGCCCAGGCCACCUGUGGAAGUAAAGAAACCACCUGCUGUUAGUAAAGGAGAGGCCCACAACCUGGAAUCUAAAUCCUCUGAAUCUGAAGAGAGUGAUGAAGAGAAAACAGACGAGGAUGAUUUGGAAAAUAUUGGAACAAGAACAGCUUCAGCAAAGGGGGAUGAACAGCAAGGCAAAGAAACAGUGGAAGGGAAAAGCCAGGAGGUACCUGUACGAGUUGCAAAACAUGUCGGCUUCAGUGCAACUAUAUUAGCUGAUUUCAAGGCCAAGCAGGAAAAACGUGCCUCCCAGCUGUCACUUACAUCAGACAAUGGAAAAGAUACUAAAGAAAGCACAGUUAAGUCAGAACCAUCUGAACGUAAGGAAGAAGCGAACAACAACACUGUAAUUAAUGAAAAAGGACUUGCGGCCAAAGGAGAGAUGACAGCAAAGCAGGGAGAUGAAGCUGCUUCCAGACAACCUUUAAAGCAACUAGGUGGAGAGACCAGUGCAUUACUGAAGCCAAGAGCAUUGAUGCCACCAAAGAAGCCAGUUGCUACAGUUACAGUGUCGUUGGAAAAGGGGGAAGUAUUGAAGCCACCUUCAGCACCAGAAUCUUCAGCAUCAGUGCCUGCGGUGGGAACCGGAGAGACACCAGUUCCAAAACCAAGACCACCUCCUCCUGCAAAGCCAAAGCCACCACUAACUGCUCCAAAGCCCCGCCUGUCGUCUGGUACUAACUCUGAAGAAGAUUCAGUCCCCACUAUUGCAACUUCAGGCAGCAUCUCAAACGCAGGAGAGAGGAGAGCGGAGGGAGAAAUAGUCUACGACUCCUCAACUUUGCGGCUGUCAGUUAAAGACAAGAUUAAACGAUUGAGCCAGGUGAAACUGCAGCCACCAUCAGCACCUCCUGCACAGCUAAAGACACCAUCCUUGCAGAAGGAUGUGAACUUGCCAGACAGUAUUUCAGAAGCAGAUGAACACCAGUCAGAAGAAGAGACCUCCAGACCAAGCAGUAUUGAGGAUGCUGAUGGCAGGCCGGCCGACAGCCAGGUGUCUGCACAAGCAGGGGAGCAAGGGGCAGCAGUCAAUGGGAAGAAGUCAGCUGUAGGGGACGAUGAAAUCAUGGUGUAGUAGGAGACUGUUGGCAGUUGAUAAUGUGUAUAUGAUAGAAUGUGAUAGUAUGUUGAUAGUGUGUACUUGGAAGGCAUGGCAUCUUUCCUGAUUAAUAGGCAUUCUGUAUUAAUUAUGAGUUCCUUCAUAGAUUACAGAAAAAUUAAAAAGUAAACCUAAUCCAACAUGCAGAAGAUUAUAAGUUGUUUAACUUUAAAAAAUGGAAAGUAUUGUGAUAACAUUUUCCAAAUGAUAUUUGGAUGCUAAAAUCAGUAUUGAGCAUUGUAUAUUUCAUCUAUUGAAAAAGGUUUUGGCAGUCGCGAUUUGGUGAAACAUACAGAUGAAUGAAAUCCAAAACAAAAUUUAUUGUUUCAUUCAUUGCUUCCUUGAAUUCGUGGAGGAUGAUAGAUAUAUAUGAUUUCCAUGCAAGUUUUCCAGUGUAUCUCAUUCUGUUAUCAUCUCUUGAUCUGCUUCAUGAUGUAUGCAGCAAAGUAGACUGCAUGUGAUUAAUGUCAUGCUUCUGAAAUGCCUGUAAAUGAUGCUAGAAACAAGAUGAAGUUUUGCGGGCAGUGGUAGAAAUGAGAGAAAGACAAGACAGCCAUCGUUAAUUUGGAAUAUUUGUUAAGUUACACGAACACUGGAUCCUGCUUCUUGAUAACUGAACUACGUCACAUUUUGCUGUUGCUUAGAGAUUAAUCCUACUAAAUGUGACAUUUUUUUAAAAAGGUACAAAGUUUCCAGGCUGUGUACCUUUGCUUGCUCAAUGUACGAGGGCAACACAGAAACUGGCAGCCAUUUCACUGUGCUCAGUGCAGAAGAACUUUGGAAAAAGAGCUUGACGUAGAACAUAAUAAUCGCCUCAACCACUUUGGUUUAUCAUUAUAUUGCAUCAUGUAAUUAAAUUAUAUAUAGUAGUCAUACAUAACAGUCUAGUACUCUUCUUGUUGAAUGUUAGGUAAAGAAUACUGUGGAACAUCGCGGCAUGUGGCAAUAUUGUGGAAAUUAUGGUAGCAUGAUUGUAUGGCAUAGUGUGGAGCCAGAAUAUCGUGGUCUAAAAUCUUGGUGCAGAAUUUUAUGCAAGGAAAUAUGAUGAUCUGGAACAUUAGCACUGUCAUAAUAAUAAAAUGUUCCUGACUUGUUUGUUUUAAAUAGAAAUGGCAAAGAAAAUUUACUAAAGUGCACUUAUUAAAUGUCUUACAUUAGGGAAUUCAUCUGUGCUGGUGUUUGUAUGCAAGAAAAAUUAUAAUUUACUGUCUACAUUUGUAGAAAAAAGAAGAAUGUGAGGUGAACAAUUGAAGAUCUUCACUUGUAUAUAAAUAUUUUUUUUCAUUUAAUAUGCAGUUUUUAUACGCACUUAAGAAUACGCAUCUUACUGUUGCAGUCUUAUCUCCUCUUGUCAAAGCAUGCUCAUAGAUUUUUGCAUAAUUAGAUAUAUUUUUGUUCUGACUUGUUUAAGCUGUAUUUUGUCUUCUUUCAAAAAUUUUGUAGAUCUUAAAUUUUAUUUAAUAUUUGUUUAUCUCUAUAUAUGUGUGUGUGUGCAAUGAUACAGAUCAUCACUACACCAAUCCUGUAUUGUUCCUGUUUGCUGAGGAUAUACAAUGACAUGGAAAGGUGUGCAUGUGCUGACUCACAUUGUGUUGUUCCCAUAGUUAUUAUUCUUUUCUUUCCAUCAUUGCUUCCCUUUUGCCACCUACUGUUCAUCUUAUAUUUGUAAUGUUGGGAAGAAAGUACUGCAACAUUUUUACUUGCAAUGGGUUACAAGCGUGGAUCAAGGCAUUUAAACUUUCUCCCUCAACCUCCAGUUUUUGUUGAAAUCUUGUGUAGGGGGUUUUCCACUAAGUCAGGGUAAAUCUUGACUCAAAGCAGUCUGGUUAUCCAUUGAACUUUAUCAGUUUUUUAUUGUUAAUUGUGAGUUUAAAUCUAUAGGACUUUUUUGUUGGGUUUUUUAAUGCAAGAUAACUUUUUCUCUGAUCUGGAACAUAAAUAAUUCUUUGUUGAUCUGCCAUUACAAGGCUGCAGCCCUGUGAUUUGGUGGUAGUGCUUACAUUCCAGGUCCAUGAGAGUCUUGCAAUUAAUUACAUUCCAAAACACGAAGCUUUUUGCUGCAUCAGGAGUAGUUUUAAUGUUGGGUUUUGGACUAAGUUUGUUCAGGUGUAAUUGUCCAAGAUUGCUUUCUAGGUGAUGUGAGCACACCUUUGUUAAAGAUGUACACCAGCUGUGUGCAGACAAGCAAAAAAACUAUUCAUACCAUAGGAUAUUCAAGACUUUCAAAAGGCAUUGUUUCUCAGCUUAUGUUGAUCAAAGUAAAACAAGUCCAGCAUAAUGUUGACACAGUGAUGCUAAUUCAAGUCAUAGCCGGCUGUUCUGAGUAUACACAGUGCAUAUGUGAGAUAAAAUUUCCAUUUUUAAGGAAACCUAGGUACACUUGUCUUUUUUAAUAUCCAUGAACAUUUGUGCAGGUUUUUUAAAAAAAAAAAAUGCUAUCCUGCUCCAUUUUAUCUUUUAAAACAGCUUAAUCAAUUUACAUGUCAUUUUAUUGUAUAAUUCUUUCACCCCCGAGCUAAUAAGAUAAAUCUGGACUGUUUCUACAAAGUGUGGAAAUUUUGAAAAAAUAAAUUCAGAUUAAUUAAAAAAGUUAUAGAGAUCUUUUUUCAAAUAAGUCUGUUCUUCUUUCAGUGGCCCUCACCUGUUCUUAUCUCCCCUGUCUCACCGCCUCCCUUCCAUGUCUCCCUCUGUGCCCCAGUCUCAGUGCUUGCAUUCAUGCUUGUGAUUAGGCUGGAAAUGGCUGUGCAGUAUUUAUGAAAUAUUGUACUACUCCAUUUGUUCUGUACUUGCUUGUCUCUGUCUGCACCUGCUAUUUUGAAAAGAAUGCCAGACUAUUCAGCUGGUUUCUUAGCACAGCUAUUUUAGUUUUUUUCAUAUUUUUGUUUUGAAAAAUUCAUUCCAUUACCAGGCUGGAAGGGUGAGAGUUGUAAACAGCCUACAGAGUGAUCAAGAAGCUUACUUAAUCCCUCAGUUUGUUUCAUAUGACGUUGCUUUCAACUGUAGCAAUGGGGUCAGGUAGUAAAUAAUAAUUGACUUGGUAUGUAGAACUGAUUAUCCAUGUAGGAGGCAAAGGCAGAAGAGCUUUACCCUUGCAAGAACCACAAGCAUGCUUCUAGUUCCAAUUAUGGUAUUACCUGACAUAAUUGUUUGCAUUUGUUGUUCUAAUAAUAAAUUGAAAACAUUUCUUUAAUACAUGCAUAAUUGUAUAAUCAAUAUCUUCAUCAGUUAUAGCUUAUGCUUGAAUGGCAAUAACCAUAUAAACAUGAAGGAACAGUAAUAAUCAUUUGAUAAAAUAUAUGAUGAGCUGAAAUUACAUUUUUAUAGAAGUUUUAUUAGAAAUUUUAUUUUUUUCAUUUUUUGAUUAAGGUUUUGGUUAACAAAAUUGAAAGAAAAAAAAAAAAAAAAAGAAAUGUGCACCAAUAAGUUUUCUAGACAUUUUUGCUGCUUUCAGCCUCAUUUCUCAUUAAUUCAACUUAGCAUUUUACAACAAAGGCUUUGAUCAGUCUGGUUGUGAAAUGUUGGUUCUUCCAA
Molecule: messenger RNA, 8482 nt
Organism: Pomacea canaliculata
Lineage: Eukaryota; Metazoa; Mollusca; Gastropoda; Architaenioglossa; Ampullariidae
Product: F-actin-uncapping protein LRRC16A-like
Exons: 40
Coding region: 104-4927 (1607 amino acids)
Biological process (GO): regulation of Arp2/3 complex-mediated actin nucleation; cell migration
Cellular component (GO): plasma membrane; lamellipodium
Molecular function (GO): protein binding
Source: RefSeq, a predicted model, not a curated record